Molecule: messenger RNA, 2264 nt
Organism: Pseudopodoces humilis (Tibetan ground-tit)
Lineage: Eukaryota; Metazoa; Chordata; Aves; Passeriformes; Paridae
Gene: GPN2
Product: GPN-loop GTPase 2
Cellular component (GO): cytoplasm
Molecular function (GO): GTPase activity
Source: RefSeq, a predicted model, not a curated record
UCGGGGCCCGCGGCCACCCGGACCCACAGCGGGGACACCGGCGGCGCCGAGGCGGGGAUCAGCCACCAUGGCUGAGGGCAGCAGGGGCGGCUCGCUGGCCUUUGGCCAGGUGGUCAUCGGGCCACCGGGCUCCGGGAAGACGACCUACUGCCACGCCAUGCGGGACUUCCUGAGCCGAAUCGGCCGCAGCGUGGCCGUGGUCAACCUGGACCCGGCCAACGAGGCGCUGCCCUGGCCCUGCGCCCUGGACAUCGCCGAGCUCGUCACCCUGCCCGACGUCAUGGGCAGCCUGGGGCUGGGCCCCAACGGGGGCCUCAUCUACUGCAUGGAGUACCUGGAGGCCAACGCAGACUGGCUGCGGGACAGGCUGCAGGGCCUGCGGGGACACUACGUCCUCUUCGACUGCCCCGGGCAGGUGGAGCUCUACACCCACCACGAGGCCCUGAAGAACGUCUUUGCCCAGCUGGCCAAGUGGAAUUUCAGGCUGGCUGCCGUGCACCUGGUGGAUUCCCACUACUGCACAGAUCCCGGGAAGUUCAUCUCCGUGCUCUGCACCUCCCUCUCCACCAUGCUGCACGUGGAGCUGCCCCACGUCAAUGUCCUCUCCAAGAUGGACCUGAUCGAGCAGUACGGGAAGCUGGCUUUCAACCUGGACUAUUACACCGAGGUCCUGGACCUCUCUUACCUCCUUGACCAUUUGGCCUCCGAUCCCUUCUUCAGGAAUUUCCGCCGCCUCAACGAGAAGCUGGUGGAGGUGAUCGAGGACUACAGCCUGGUGUCCUUCGUGCCACUCAACGUCCAGGACAAGCAGAGCAUGCGGCAGGUGAUGCAGGCCGUGGACAAGGCCAAUGGAUAUUCCUUCGGGGACCAGGAGCACCGGAGCCUGGAGGCGCUGAUGUCGGCAGCUGUGGGGGCCGAUUUCCACUUCUCUUCCACCCUGGCAGUGCAGGAGAAGUAUGUGCAAUCUCAGGACAAAGCCGUGGAAGAGGAGGUGAUGGAUCUGUGACACGCCCUUCCCCGGCUCCUCUGUUUUGACACCUCUCCUUUUCCUACCCGGAGCUUCAGCUGUGACUCAGAGCACCUGAAAGCCUCUCCAGGCAGUCUGGACUCGCUCUCUGGGUGGGUUUGACCUGCCAAGCUUCAGGCCUGCUGCCCAGAGCAGGGAUUUGGCAGAGGGGAGGUGGCUGAGGGUCUCAGCAACAGAGAUUGAGCCAGGGAAGGCAGGCAGGGCAUGGAAAAGAAGCAAGAUAAAGUCUCCAUCAUGACCAAGACAGAUCCAGAGAAAGCAAAAUCAUCUGGAGCUGCCUGAUGUGCAGCGAGAGCUGAGGCCGCAGUCCUGGGGCUGCUGCAGGAGGAGCGUGCGUGGGCCCCGUGCUCCGAGGAGAAUCCAGGCCGAGACGCCUCCACGCCGUCUCAAGGACACAAAGAUGUUUGUUUUUCUUUUUCUUAGAAAUAAUGAUGGACUCUUUCUUAAUAAAACACUCCUCGGUCUCACUUUCAUCUUAGGAGUUUGCUGAAGCUGAAUAAAUAAACCCAAGAGUGCUGCAGAGCCUGAGGCCAAAGCGCCUGCGGUGGGAACGGCGGCGGCUCCGCGUUGGCCGGGACCUGUCCCUGGCUGUUGUGCCUGAGAAUUGAAUUGUGCCUGAGAACUGUGCCUGAGAACUGAACUGUGCCUGAGAACAGGGCCUGAGAACAGGCUCGGUGCUGGCUGGAGGAGGCAGGGCUGUGGCACAGAGAGCAGCUCCCUGUGCUGAUCCAGCAGCCUAACGCCAGCUCGGCUUUUGGAGGCUUUUGAUUAAGAAAGCCCCUGUGUGAGUCAGCUCGCGGUUUGCAUCUCGGGCCUUUCCCAAGAGCAGCUUUGCGUGUCCUCAUCCACCUUCCUUCUUCUGGCCUUGCUUUCUCCACGUCCCAAAUCCUGGGGCUUCCCCUCCUGCCCGUGGAAUUCGCUCUCGCUGUCCUGCCCUCGCCUCGUGUGCCCCGCUCUGAUCCCUGAUCCUGCAGGCUCAGGAGGGCUGGGGGUGACACCGGGGCUGUCACAUCAGGGAGCUCCCGGUGCCUCUGGGGACGGCAGCAGACUCCUGAUCCCGGCUCCCUGCAGACUCAGCAUCGCCUCUUGCCCAAGAUCUUGCAUAAAGUACAACAGGAUUUUCUCACAGGAUGGUUUGGCUCUUGGCAGAGGGGUUGGAGACUGGAUCCUCGAUGGAUCUAAAUGUGAGCGGGGUCUUGAGCAGCUGGACAAGGAAUUAAAGUGAAUUUUUCCCACA